Molecule: messenger RNA, 2553 nt
Organism: Thlaspi arvense
Lineage: Eukaryota; Viridiplantae; Streptophyta; Magnoliopsida; Brassicales; Brassicaceae
Source: the annotation of a GenBank genome assembly
AUGCUGAUACAUAUCAGAAGUCCUCGUCCUCGAAAGAUCUUGGCUUUAGCUCGUCAUGUUUUUCCUUCUUCUAAUGCGUACUUCUCCGUCUCUUCCCUACCGUCUCAGUUUUCCCCGGACGAGGUGGCGGCUCAGGAUAUCGCAUCUUUGCUAAAAACCCCCAACUGGGAGAAGAACAGUUCUCUGAAAUCCCUAGUCUCCCACAUUAGCCCACAUGUCGCUUCGCAGGUUAUUUCGCUUCAAAGCAGCGAUACCGACAUUUGCCUGCGUUUUUUCCUGUGGGUCUGCAAGCAUUCCUCCUACUGUUUCGAGCCAGGUCAGAAAAUCCAGCUCCUGAAACUGAUAGUUUCUUCCGGUUUGUAUCGAGUUUCGCAUGAUGUCGCUGCCGCGUUGAUCAGGGAAUGUAGUAGAUGCGAGAAAGAGAUGUUGGAACUAGUGGGUUGCUUUGAUGAGCUGAGAGAUGAUGCUGGAUUCCGGUUAAAUUACCCUUGUUACAGCUCUCUUCUGAUGUCCUUGGCGAAACUUGAUCUAGGGUUCUUGGCUUACCUGACUUACAGAAGAAUGCAAGCUGACGGAUUUGUUGCUGGCAUGAUUGAUUACAGAACCCUUGUCAAUGCUCUGUGCAAGAAUGGGCUCACGGAAGCCGCUCAGAUGUUUAUGUGUAAGAUUCCUAAAAUUGGGUUUGUGUUAGAUUCUCAUAUAUGCACUUCGUUGCUGUUGGGAUUUUGCCGUGGGUUGAAUCUUAGAGAUGCGCUCAGGGUGUUUGAUGUAAUGUCCAGAGAAGAGACUUGUGCGCCAAACUCGGUUAGUUACUCCAUUUUGAUUCAUGGGUUGUGUGAAGUGGGGAGGCUCGAAGAAGCCUUUGGCUUAAAAGAUCAAAUGCCUGAGAAAGGUUGCCAACCAAGCACACGUACGUAUACUGUGCUUAUCAAAGCCUUGUGCGAUAAGGGUUCGAUUGAGAAAGCUUUUAACUUGCUUGAUGAGAUGAUUGCUAGAGGGUGCAAGCCAAAUGUUCACACCUACACCGUUUUGAUUGAUGGGUUGUGUAGAGAGGGAAAGAUUGAAGAGGCUAAUGGGAUUUGUCGAAGGAUGGUUAAAGACGGGAUAUUUCCAAGUGUAGUAACUUACAAUGCGUUGAUAAAUGGUUACUGCAAAGAUGGGCGGAUUGUUCCCGCUUUUGAACUUCUUGCUGUAAUGGAGAAGAGGGCUUGCAAACCAAAUGUCAGGACUUUCAAUGAGCUUAUGGAAGGGUUGUGUAGAGUCGGGAAACCAUUCAAGGCCGUGCACCUUUUGAAGAGAAUGGUUGACAAUGGCCUGUCACCUACCGUUGUGAGCUAUAACGUUUUGAUCGAUGGGAUUUGUAGAGAAGGCCAUAUGAAUGUGGCGUACAAGCUACUUAGCUCGAUGGACUCAUUUGACCUUGAGCCGGAUUGUCUCACAUUUACCGCUAUAAUCAAUGCUUUCUGCAAACAAGGGAAGGCUGAUGUAGCGAGUUCGUUCUUGGGUUUGAUGCUGAGAAAAGGAAUAAAGCUAGAUGAAGUUACAUGUACAGCUCUUAUAGAUGGCUUCUGUAAAGUCGGUAAAACCCGGGAUGCGUUGUUUAUCCUGGAGACGUUGGUUAAGAUGAGAAUAUUGACAACUCCUCACUCCCUGAAUGUGCUUCUUGAUGUGCUCAGUAAAGGUUGUAAAGUGAAAGAGGAAAUGGCUAUGCUCGGGAAAAUCAAUAAGCUUGGUUUAGUUCCUUCUGUGGUGACUUACACAACAUUGGUUGAUGGGCUGAUUCGAUCAGGUGAUAUUAGCGGCGCCUUGAGGAUGCUAGAACUGAUGAAGUUAAGUGGUUGUUUGCCGAAUGUCUAUCCAUACACAAUCAUCAUCAACGGUCUUUGCCAAUUUGGAAGAGUCGAGGAAGCAGAGAAGCUUUUUUCUGCUAUGCAAGGUUCAGGGGUUUCACCAAACCAUGUUACUUAUACAGUUAUGGUGAGAGGAUAUGUCAAUAACGGGAGACUAGACUGUGCUCUUGAAACCAAGGGUGUUGAUAAUUCAGAUGAGACUACUCUUAAAGAAACCGAUCAUGAAUGUGUCAGCAAACUCAUAUCUAUGGUUAAACAACUCGGCGGGUCUACCAGCGGAUUAUGUGAUUUCUUGGUCACACGGGCAUGCAAAGAAGGAAGAACGGAUGAGUCCAACGAACUGAUCCAGACGAUGCUCAAGAGCGGUGUUUAUAUUGAGAAGGCCAUAGACACCAUCGUAGAGUCUUAUUGUAGCAGGAAGAAACACAGCAAGUGCCUGGAGCUGAUCACACUUGUUCUCGGAACUGGAUUUGUCCCGAGUUUCAAAUCCUUGUGCCUAGUGAUUCAAGGUUUCAAGAAGGAAGGAGAUACCGAGCUGGCACGUGAGCUCGUAAUGGAGCUUCUGAGCUCAAAUGGGGUUUUAGAGAAAGCUGAAGUGUUACCUUAUGUUGAGUGUCUCAUGGAAGGAGAUGAAACUGGUGAUUGCAGUGAAGUUAUGGAUUUGGUUGAUCAAUUGCACUGCAAAGAAAGACCCAUCUUCUAA